This is a messenger RNA of Drosophila serrata, 344 nucleotides long. RefSeq lists its product as uncharacterized. NCBI's taxonomy places the organism in Eukaryota, Metazoa, Arthropoda, Insecta, Diptera, Drosophilidae. The record is from RefSeq and is a predicted model, not a curated record.
AAGUUCCAGCGUUUUCCCGCCAACUGGUCUUACUUGGAGCCAAAAAUAAUAUUUUCUUCCUAAAUUUCUUCCUACCCCCAAGGGGAUCCCGCCGAAAAGAUCCUUUAAUUCCCGCUAGCCACGACAACACAUGCAUUUCGCCCACCAUCCCAGCUACACGUACGGCAGCAACCACAACCACUUGGUGGACACUCUGAAUCCGGAAAAUAUCGAGUUCGAUGGGCCGCCAGCGGCGCGUAAGAUGAUAAUAGGCUCGUUCUCGAUGUUUGUGAUCUUCUCGUACCUGCAGUUGCUCUACAUUCUGGUGGCCAUCUAUUUGGCACUGCACCACGCACACCAUUAGG